AUGGGGUCUGAUCCGCAAUACAUCAAAUUUCCCAACCUCUCCCUCGCCCAAGAUGUCUUCAACCUCUCCAACCCGGCUUGCACGCCAGCUGUCCAGCAAACAUCAUUGAAGAAGCUUCAAGAUGUCAUCACUGAGCACAAGAUGGCACCGCUUUAUCGGCACCUAGCUCAUCCCACCGAGGGCAUCCUGAACAACUCCGGCGAAGGCGUAACACAGCACCCGCAAAAUGCAGGUACCUCAACGAAGCCGCUCCUCACCUCCAACCUGCUUGCCUCUCGCAAAACACCCCAGAAGUUUGAUUUCCCUUGGGAUGAGAAGCUUUACCAGUCUUUAUUGGAGGAUAACAAGAAAGAAUUGGAGAGUUUCCAGAAGGAGGAAGAUGACGCAGAGGAAGCUGCUGGCGAGACUGAAGUACAAGCCGCGCGCGGCAAGCGAGCUGAGUUCUGGGCUCGCGUGGGAGAUAAGGACAAAGCUAUUGAAUCGCACGAGGCCCUCCUCGAAAAGACCGGUUUCCUUGGUACCAAGAUCGACUUAGUGCUUGCUAUGCUCCGUAUCGGACUUUUCUUUGGCGACCUCCUGUUUGUGAACAAGACGAUCGAACGGGCAGAGACCCUGGUCGAGAGCGGUGGAGACUGGGACCGCAGAAACCGUCUCAAGGCAUACAAGGGACUGCACCUGCUUACGAUCCGCUCUUACGCCCUUGCCGCACCUCUCCUCCUUGACAGUCUGUCUACCUUCACAAGCUACGAACUGUGCAGCUACUCUUCGUUGGUGAUCUACUCAGUGCUUGCGGGAUCUUUGUCCCUCAAGCGGGUGGACUUCAAGGCGAAGGUGGUGGACGCACCCGAGAUCAAGGCUAUUCUUGGUUCUGGAGAAGACCAGCUGGCUGCACUGAGUGGAGAGAUUUCCUCUGGCCCUGGUGCUCGGGAAGAGGAGAUGAAGGAUGCUUCCGUGUCGCGAUCUACACCCGCUGGUGCCACUACCGCCGUUAACUUGACCUCAUUUGCAACUGGAUCUAGUGCCCCAGUAGACACUGAGGUUCCCGUCGAUUUCUCCCCACUGGCAAACCUGGUGAACAGCCUUUACAAUGGCAACUACCGCUCGUUCUUCGUGGCACUGGCAGGCGUUGAGGACCAAUUCUUGACCCAAGACCGGUACUUGCACGAGCACCGGGCCUGGUUCGUUCGUGAGAUGCGUCUGCGCGCCUACCAGCAACUCCUGCAGAGCUACCGGGUGGUGGGGCUGAGCGGCAUGGCCAACGACUUUGGUGUGACAGUAGACUACCUGGACCGGGACCUUGCCCGAUUCAUUUCCAACAACCGCAUUGCCUGCACCAUCGACCGUGUCAACGGAAUCAUUGAGACGAAUCGACCCGAUGACAAGAACAAGCAGUAUGCUGAUGUGGUGAAGCACGGUGACUCUUUGAUCACCAAGAUUCAGAAGUACGGCCAAUCCGUGCGUCUGCGCGGAAGUGAGCGAAGCUGA
This is a messenger RNA of Penicillium antarcticum, 1485 nucleotides long. Its product is annotated as proteasome regulatory particle lid subunit RPN7. The record is from RefSeq and is a predicted model, not a curated record. The transcript is spliced from 3 exons. The coding region runs from base 1 to 1485 and encodes 494 amino acids. Lineage: Eukaryota; Fungi; Ascomycota; Eurotiomycetes; Eurotiales; Aspergillaceae. Gene Ontology annotation, biological process: proteasome-mediated ubiquitin-dependent protein catabolic process. Gene Ontology annotation, cellular component: proteasome regulatory particle.